Messenger RNA from Symbiodinium pilosum, 1293 nucleotides. Lineage: Eukaryota; Dinophyceae; Suessiales; Symbiodiniaceae. The record is from the annotation of a GenBank genome assembly.
AUGGGCGCGCAAGACACGAACUCCGGAGGCAUGGAGCUGUUCUUCAGAAGGAGGCUGGCAGAGGGACGCGCAGCAGGAGAAGGACAGCUUUCUCCUCCAGGCGAGGCGCAGAAGAUCAGCGAGAUCUCGGCGCCCGUCUUCAAGGAUGUUGAGUCCGAAGCAAAGGAAACAAAGGAGCGGAACAAGUGGCAAUGCGCCAUUUGUGGAAGGUGGGAGGAUCCCUCCGGCACAUCGAGAAGAAAAUGUUCGUCCUGUGGCGGCCCAGGCUUUGAGAAUAAGCGAGCCACCUCGAGCCUCAGCUCCACCAUGGCACUCGCUGGAAGAAACGACGGGAACGACCCCAAGAAACGUGGACCCCAUCGUAAAAAGGAUGUUGGACAGGGCCAGACCGAUCGUGAUUUCAUGGACGAGGAGAAAGUGGUCUGGGGAGUGGAGCCGGGAGACCUUGGUGGAGAACGAAAGGCGGGGUCCUUUAACGCGGCGUUGGAGAUCGCCAAGAACGAGGCGCUGCUUACGGAUGCAGUGGACUUGUUAAAGAAAGACUUUUGGUCCGACCCCAGCAGGGAAGCCCAGCUUUCAAAGAGGAAGCUGGUGAUGGAACUGGCGCAAGCGGUGGGAGGCGAAUGGUGGACCCCGCCGUUGAAUGAGAAGGUGGUUCUGGGCGUUGCCGCGGCGCUCAAGGCAGCGAGGCUGAGGACCGCUUCGGCUUUGAUCAGCGAGCUCAAGUUGUGGCAUGUCGAGCAAGGGCACUCGGUGUCAGACAGUUUGAAUAGAUUGUUGGGUCUGGCGAAGAAGUCGGUGUCCAGAAACCUCGGCCCAACGGAGAGAGCAUUGGAAGUAAAGCUCUCGAGUUUGGAGGGAGCACUCUGGCAAUGCUCGUGGCACAUGGGAAUUUGUGAGCCAGUGCUGGCUUAUGCGUGGGCCGUCAUCUUCAUACUUCGAUGCGCGGAAGUGGCGGCGGUGAGGUGGUCACAUGUGUCGGUGGACGAGGUGAAGAAGCACAUAACGCUCAAGAUCCCCAUCUCGAAGAUGGACCAAUCGGGAUGGGGAGUGAGGUGUGAAGUCCACGAGGAGUAUGACUACGGCGUGGAAGAGCAAACUGGGACAAGGCGUCUCCGGACACUCGGCGCGGAGGUCGGGAGCCAUGAUGUACGUGAGAGCAGGGCUCCCGUUACAGGAGGUCGCCUUUCUAUCGUGCCACCGAUGGUGGCGCCCAAUGCCAAAGACUUCCCGAGCUGGAAGGCGCCGAGAACUCCGAAGCCGGCUGCCAAUGAGUUGGGAUGGGACACUCCA